AUGAACCUGACCGAGACGCAGAUGGACAGAAUCACUGACGCCUUCUCCAAGGGGGUCGAUAUCAGCCCUACGAGAAACCACAGUCGUUCUCCAUCAAAGUUUGCCGACGCGGGCAGAGAGCGCUCGUCACCCUGUGGACACUUUCGCCAGUACAGCCGCGGGAACGACGACUUGGGAUCCCAUGAUGGCAACUCGACUACCUUUUCCGAUCUGAUGCCGCGACGUUCGGAACUUCAUGGCUCAACCCAUAGUCUCGCCGAGCGAAGACGCCGCGCAACGCCAGCGCCUAUUCUUGUUCACGGUCAACACAGGGCUCAGUCUGUACCACGCCGCGUUGAGAUGCAGCCAAUCCAUGACGACCCGUCUCCCCUGGACUCACCAAUGAUGUAUAUGAUUGACCCAAAUCGCCAAAGUAGAGAGGUCCCCUGUGAUCCCCUACCCGUCUUCCCCCAGCGAGUUGGACACUCAAAACCGACUGCAUAUGUGGAAGAUGGCGAAGAAGGCAUGCAAUACUUUGCCGACACCCCUUAUCUCGAGGCCUAUGGGCAAUGGGCAGACGUACGCACGUACAGAGAGACAAAGCCUCUAGCCCACCAAGACGCCAAAGUGGGAGGACUGGAAGGGUACACCCACCACUCUAAGAGCACCGCCGAUACUUCACGUCAAGAGCAGCAACGUGCCUCGCCAUCGCGGCCCAGGCCACCUCAGCUUCGCAGCGCCAAGGAUGUCGAGUCCCCUAUGUUCUCCCCCUUUCCAUUCUACUUCCAGGGGCAAGGUCUCACAACCGAGAAGAAGGGGGAGAAGACGAUGAUCGGAGAGAAUGGCUGGCUUGAGCGUCCAGGCGAAACGACCGAAAAGUCGAAAAGGGGGGCCAAGAAGACGGGUCUCCUCGACGGAAUCAAGAAAAUUGCGAAAGACAUGAGUGAACAGUACAGCUCGACUCGACGAGCGCAGCAUCCCGCCACAGAGGCGAGUGGCACGACGCUGGCCAUCUCCCUAAGCGCACGGGAACAGAGUCUCCUAUACGGUGAGCUCGAGUUCCACCUGGGCAACGCGCUCAACACGUACAUCACCGUGCAGCUGGAAAAGGGGCGUCUCCUGACGGACAGACUCCACAAGAUCAGCGACCACUGGCUCCAGCUCGGUCGGCCUCGCGUCCUCGGGUUCCGCUACGAUCUCGAGACCCAGCUCGAGAUCCUGAGCCUGCACGUGCAGGACUUUGUGUUUUCCGGUCGGCGACAGGGCAACCGGACGGAGAUUUGCGGGCUGCUGGACGCCAUGAAGAUCAAUUCCCGCGCCAUGCGCGUCCGGACAUUUUGCCAGCCUGACUCGGUGGUGGCCAAGCAGCUGGUCGACUCGCAGAGUCUCUUCAACCUCAUCGGGGUAGGCAGAGAGGAGGACCUCGCGCUGACGGAGAUUGCCCAGUUCUUCAAGGUUUGUAUCGAACGGGAGAAGCAGACUCGUGAGAAGGAAGCACGCAGGGCUCGGCCAUCGGCCUUUGAUCAUUCUCACAGACACGAGGCUAGACAUGGCCGUGGCUCUCGGGCGUAG
Emericellopsis cladophorae is the source of this 1551-nucleotide messenger RNA. RefSeq lists its product as uncharacterized. The record is from RefSeq and is a predicted model, not a curated record. The coding region runs from base 1 to 1551 and encodes 516 amino acids. NCBI's taxonomy places the organism in Eukaryota, Fungi, Ascomycota, Sordariomycetes, Hypocreales, Bionectriaceae. The transcript is spliced from 3 exons.